CAGCUGUCAAUUGAAUCGGCCAUUUUCGUGUAACUUGUUAAGAACGGGUUCGAAGUGAUAUAAACUAAUUUCAAUUUGUUGGAUAAAUACAUCUAAAUAAGACAAUGCCAGCAUUGGACGAGAUCAAAUCAUCGUGGGCCGAUGAAGUGGAGUUAGAUUCCGGUUCGUUGCCGGGACCGACAGAGGUUAUCGAAAACAAUCAGAAAGUGGUCACUGAAUAUAAGUACAACAAGGAUGAUAAGGUGGUCAAAGUUGUCCGAACGUACAAGAUUACACGUUUAGUUGUCCCGAAAAGUGUGGCAAAGCGAAAGUCGUGGGUUAAAUUUGGUGACUCUGCUCAUGAUAAACCAGGUCCGAAUCCUGGGACCACCAUGGUAUCGGAAGACAUCUAUAUGCAGUUCGUGAGCAACAAGGAAGAGGAACAGAAACCGGAUAGUGCAUUGAACACUUUGAAGGUUGCCAAGUGCCGUACUUGCGACGGUGAACAUUGGUCUGUGCAAUGUCCGUACAAGGGAACUACUUACGAACAAACAAAGGCAAAACCACAGGCACCUGUUCAAUCAGAAAUUACUUCACACACUUCGGCCAAGAGUGGAAAAUACGUACCGCCAAUUAUGCGUGACAGCCAAAAGGUUGGUAUGGGCGCGAAUCCGAGAGGCCGGGAUGAUACGACUGCGAUCCGUAUAUCUAAUUUAUCAGAAGCAAUGACCGAAGCCGAUCUCGAGGAACUGGUCAAAAAGAUUGGUCCACACAGCAAAAUGUUCUUGGCUCGGGACAAGAAUACCGGUCUAUGCAAGGGUUUUGCCUAUGUUCACUUUAAAUCUCGUCGCGAUGCCGCCACUGCUAUCGAGUUACUGAACGGACACGGAUAUGAUCAUUUGAUUUUGAACGUGGAGUGGUCAAAGCCACAGAAUCCACAGUAGGAGCGGGGGAGAAAAGAAUAAUUGAAUAAAUGAGAACGAUUGGUGGUUAAUGAAAA
Molecule: messenger RNA, 979 nt
Organism: Malaya genurostris
Lineage: Eukaryota; Metazoa; Arthropoda; Insecta; Diptera; Culicidae
Gene: eIF3g1
Product: eukaryotic translation initiation factor 3 subunit G
Exons: 3
Coding region: 105-923 (272 amino acids)
Cellular component (GO): eukaryotic translation initiation factor 3 complex; cytoplasm
Molecular function (GO): translation initiation factor activity; RNA binding
Source: RefSeq, a predicted model, not a curated record